Molecule: messenger RNA, 1198 nt
Organism: Coffea arabica (coffee)
Lineage: Eukaryota; Viridiplantae; Streptophyta; Magnoliopsida; Gentianales; Rubiaceae
Source: RefSeq, a predicted model, not a curated record
GCAAGAUGAAGCUCAGCUUUGCAAGUCACUGCUAGAUGAUUGUGCAGCUCAGGAGGCAUACAGUGAUGAUAAUGGAUCGAAUGAUAGGAAUUCUUCAAAGCUAUCGCAGAGCCAUGAACAAGUUGUUCAGCUGAAGAGCAUAGCUAAAAGAUCUGUUGCCCCUGGAGCUUUAGACGGUGGAGGAGAAAUGCAAGCAAGAGCAAGAGUACGAGUCAUGCCAAAUAGAAGGGGAAGAAAACCCAAUUCUCUGAUAAAACCGGAGGAAGGUUAUGAAUAUUCUGGGAUAACUGGACACCGAGAUUCUCACAGAAUACCUUGUAAGAAAAAGAAUCUUGGGAAAGUUAGCAGCUUACCGAGUAAUUCAUCUGCAACAGAGUCUGUUUUGCAGCCUGAACCAGAAAAGGAUGACAAGCCAAGUUCUUUUCCACCAAGAACGUCACAUUUUGACAGCAGAUGUGCUCCCAUUUCCCUAGAUCCAACUGAAGGAGGUAAAAGUCUUCAGAGAAAGAGUAGGCCAAGGAAGAAAGAGAACAUGUUUAGUCAUGAUGUUAACAUUGCUAUGUUUGACAAGGAAGGUGUUUUACUGGAAGAUCAACUUAAGAAGAAAAGCUUGCCAGGUUCUGAUGGUUGCUUAAGAACAGGAUCAGACAAAACAGAAAAUGCUGGCAAAAAACCUGGGAGAUAUUCAAGGAGGAAGAAAUCUGCUGUCUGUAACAACAUAGAGACAACCUUUGGCAUGAAGAAUGUAUUUGUAACAAAGGAAAAAGACAUGCAGAGUGAUUUGGAUGGAAAACCACUGCUUUUAUUUAGAAGGAAGGAUGGACAAAAAGGAAUGAAAGACAAAGAAAUAGAAAAAUCUGAGGGUUGCAAGAAGCCUAGAAUUGUGAAAGAGUAUGGUGAAAAAUUAAUUGGUUCAAGGAUAAAGGUCUGGUGGCCCAUUGACAGGCAGUUUUAUGAAGGCACUAUUGAUUCUUUUGAUCCCUUGAGGAAGAAACAUAAGGUUUUAUAUGUUGAUGGUGAUGAGGAGAAUUUGAAUCUAAAAAGGAAUGUUGGAUUCUGCUUGGCGGCAGUUCUUGUCACCGGUGAUGGUGGAGGGGAAACAAGUGGCUCUCAUCUUGUGGAAACUGAAGCUCAGCUUUGCAAGUCACUUCUAGAUGAUUGCAAAGCUGAGGAGGCGACACUAAUGACAAUGGAUUAG